AUGUCCCAACAAACCGUGGAGAACAAUUUUGAAAAUACAUUUACGAUUACAGCUAACGACGAGAGAAUGUACGUCGUACCCAGUUUGUUAAAGUCGGCUUACUACGCGUGUAUCAAGAUCCAGCGGGACAAGUACGACGAGCUGCAGGCUCCGGACGUAGACUUGCAGAUUUGUUGCGAGUCGGUUUUUCAAAUAUUGAAACUCAACACGAACAGUGGUGGCUUCGACCCGAUGGGGGAUAGGAGGUAUAUGUUUGGUAAGUUGCAGCCUGCUGUAGUCGAACGCAACUUAAUCAGUGACAUAUGUGAGGAGGCCGCGUAUUACGGACACAUUGAUUGUCUGACGUUCGCUCGCGAAAUUGGCAUUCCAUGGAGCGAUUCGGACUCAAUAUCGCGCUAUUCAGCGUGUGAAGGGGCCGUGCUCUAUGGUAACCUAGACUGCUUGAUAUAUGCUCAUGUGAAUGGUAGUUGGGGCACAAGUACGUGUGAAUUAGCCGCGACACACGGAUACCUAGACUGUCUUAUGUAUGCGCAUGAGAAUAGAUUCCCAUGGAACGAAGAUGUGUGUACUUCCGCUGCAGCAAAUGGAAACCUGCAUUGCCUGACGUACGCACACGAGAAUGGAUGCCCGUGGGAUGAAAUAACGUGUUCUGCUGCUGCAUAUAGUGGACACCUCGACUGCUUGACGUACGCGCAUGAGAAUGGAUGCCGAUGGAACGGAGGUACGUGUUAUUUUGCUGCAGAAAAUGGAUACUUUGAAUGCCUGAUGUACGCGCACGAGAAUGGAUGCCCGUGGGACGGUGUUUUGUGUUCUAAUGCUGCAUGGGAUGGAUACAUCAGCUGUCUAUCAUCAAUAUGGGAUGAUGAAGAACCUUUUACUUCAACUUAUGGACACCGAAAGUGCUUGACUUACAUGCAUGAGAAUGGAUUUCCAUGGAACACAGAUUCGUGUUCUUUGGUUGCAAGAUAUGGAAAACUAGACGGCUUGAAGUACGCGCAUGAGAAUGGAUGUCCCUGGGACAAAGAUACGUGUAAUUUGGCUGCAAAAUAUGGACACCUGGACUGCUUGACGUACGCACACGAGAAUGGAUGCCCUUGGGACGAAGAUACGUGUAAUUUAGCUGCAGAAAAUGGAAACCUCAAAUGCCUGACGUACGCGCAUGAGAAUGGAUGCCCGUGGGACAAAGAUACGUGUAAUUUGGCUGCAAAAUAUGGACACCUGGACUGCUUGACAUACGCACACGAGAAUGGAUGCCCGUGGGACAAAGAUACGUGUAAUUUGGCUGCAAAAUAUGAACACCUGGACUGCUUGACGUACGCACACGAGAAUGGAUGCCCUUGGGAUGAAGAUACGUGUAAUUUGGCUGCAGAAAAUGGAAACCUCAAAUGCCUGACGUACGCGCAUGAAAAUGGAUGCCGAUGGAACGGAGGUACGUGUUAUUUUGCUGCAGAAAAUGGAUACUUUGAAUGCCUGAUGUACGCGCACGAGAAUGGAUGCCCGUGGGACGGUGUUUUGUGUUCUAAUGCUGCAUGGGAUGGAUACAUCAGCUGUCUAUCAUCAAUAUGGGAUGAUGAAGAACCUUUUACUUCAACUUAUGGACACCGAAAGUGCUUGACUUACAUGCAUGAGAAUGGAUUUCCAUGGAACACAGAUUCGUGUUCUUUGGUUGCAAGAUAUGGAAAACUAGACGGCUUGAAGUACGCGCAUGAGAAUGGAUGUCCCUGGGACAAAGAUACGUGUAAUUUGGCUGCAAAAUAUGGACACCUGGACUGCUUGACGUACGCACACGAGAAUGGAUGCCCUUGGGACGAAGAUACGUGUAAUUUAGCUGCAGAAAAUGGAAACCUCAAAUGCCUGACGUAUGCGCAUGAGAAUGGAUGCCCGUGGGACAAAGAUACGUGUAAUUUGGCUGCAAAAUAUGGACACCUGGACUGCUUGACAUACGCACACGAGAAUGGAUGCCCGUGGGACAAAGAUACGUGUAAUUUGGCUGCAAAAUAUGGACACCUGGACUGCUUGACGUACGCACACGAGAAUGGAUGCCCUUGGGACGAAGAUACGUGUAAUUUGGCUGCAGAAAAUGGAAACCUCAAAUGCCUGACGUACGCGCAUGAGAAUGGAUGCCCGUGGGACAAAGAUACGUGUAAUUUGGCUGCAAAAUAUGGACACCUCAAAUGCCUAAUAUACGCGCUUGAAAAUGGAUGCCCUUGGGAUGAAGAUACGUGUAAUUUGGCUGCAGAAAAUGGAAACCUCAAAUGCCUGACGUACGCGCAUGAGAAUGGAUGCCCGUGGGACAAAGAUACGUGUAAUUUAGCUGCAGAAAAUGGAAACCUCAAAUGCCUGACGUAUGCGCAUGAGAAUGGAUGCCCGUGGGACAAAGAUACGUGUAAUUUGGCUGCAAAAUAUGGACACCUGGACUGCUUGACAUACGCACACGAGAAUGGAUGCCCGUGGGACAAAGAUACGUGUAAUUUGGCUGCAAAAUAUGGACACCUGGACUGCUUGACAUACGCACACGAGAAUGGAUGCCCGUGGGACAAAGAUACGUGUAAUUUGGCUGCAAAAUAUGGACACCUGGACUGCUUGACGUACGCACACGAGAAUGGAUGCCCUUGGGAUGAAGAUACGUGUAAUUUGGCUGCAGAAAAUGGAAACCUCAAAUGCCUGACGUACGCGCAUGAAAAUGGAUGCCAGUGGGAUUGGAGAACGUUUCAUGCGGCUGAGAAUUCUGGACACCUAGAAUGUCUUCAAUAUUUAAUCGAAAAUGGAUGCCCUAUGCGAUGACGCAGGUAUUACAUUUAUAUUAUAAGUAACCGUACAUUAAAUUAUAUAUUAUAGCAGAUGUUUCGAAUCGAUGGUAAAUUAAAUUCUAAUAAAAUUAACGGUAACAUGGCGAGUGUCGGAGUGUCAACCAUGUGUUAUUUGUGUAGACACAAACGUUUAUACUUCAUAGUUGAUAUAAUGAUACAUGUAUAAAUUAAAUGAAAUAGCAAUUUGAAGUAAGUAUUAUUAAAACACAAAAUAGAGGCUAAGAAAACAUUUAUUUCAUGAGCAACACAUUUUAAAUUUCAACUUUAAGUAACAUCUGAAUACAGUAGGAGGUACAUACAUUUUUCAAUAAAUUUUUUUUUCAUUUUUAAAUCAUUAAAACAUAUUGUUGCGUGCACCCGACUUACAGGAGGUGGUGAAACGAUAGGAUGUUGGUAGAAGCGUCAAAUGAUCAACAAAUUGUGGUUCGAUGCGUUAUUUAUUAAAAUUGUAAAAAUAUAAAACAAGUUGAAUUAGGUUAUUCUAUUAGGUUAUUCGAAUUAACGAAAAAAACUAGUGUCUUAGAAAAUAAGCGAAUUCUUUGAAUUCUAAACUUAAAAGAAUACCUAACACUGUUAUUAUAUAACACGUCUUGUUCAAUCAAUUAUUUCUUACGGAAUUCAAAUUUUUGGUGGUACAUACUAAAACCACCUAAGCAACUUCGAAGUAACACUAUGUUCACUACUCAAGUUCAUUUUUUAUAUGCCUUAUAUAGUUAUAUGUUUCAAAUUUCUAAAUUAUAAAAAGAGUUAAAAUAUAUUCUAAACUUAAAAUUCUUGUAUUUUAAAAAUGUUGGUAAUUAUGUACCUAUAAUCUUAAGGAUAACAUCCAAAUUCAAUGUUAGUGUUCCUAAAAUUAGAACAGUUUUGAACAACAAUUCCCUAAUGAAAAUUUAUUUAAUUUUGUAAUUAUCAUGAUUCAAAUGUUACUUAAUUCUAAAAUAUCUUUAUUUAUUUCAAUAUGUUUGUUAAUAACAUUAUUACUUAAGUUUAUCUAAUAAAUCAAAUCCUUUUCUUAUUAACAUUAAGUCAAUGUAAGUAAAUUAUACUUUGUGGAACUCAAUAAGUCAUUGACUUUUGAGGAGAUCCAUCACUUAUUUUUAAAUGUUGUGAUAUUUUAUUAAAUUGUAAUGUCUAUUUAUUUGAAUGAAAAUAUUUUUUUUUAUUAUUUGUAUAGAAUAAGUUAAGUACCACUAAAUUUACUUCAUUAUUAGAUUAUUUAAAACUAGGUUAAGAAAUAAUUUAUGUAACAAAUUACAAUUCUUUUAUUACCCUUAAUUGUUACCUACGACCUGGUAUAGAUCCAGGAGAUCCUUAUGUAGGUAAAAUUAUUUAUUUAUUUAUAUAAUAAAUUGUCAUACGUCUUGAAAUGCAUACAUUUAAAAUAUAAAUAAAAAUAUUAAUAUUGUUA
Acyrthosiphon pisum (pea aphid) is the source of this 4218-nucleotide messenger RNA. RefSeq lists its product as uncharacterized. The record is from RefSeq and is a predicted model, not a curated record. NCBI's taxonomy places the organism in Eukaryota, Metazoa, Arthropoda, Insecta, Hemiptera, Aphididae. The transcript is spliced from 2 exons. The coding region runs from base 1 to 2784 and encodes 927 amino acids.